Molecule: messenger RNA, 3680 nt
Organism: Herpailurus yagouaroundi (jaguarundi)
Lineage: Eukaryota; Metazoa; Chordata; Mammalia; Carnivora; Felidae
Gene: LIMD1
Product: LIM domain containing 1
Exons: 8
Coding region: 498-2519 (673 amino acids)
Biological process (GO): negative regulation of hippo signaling; cytoskeleton organization; regulation of DNA-templated transcription
Cellular component (GO): nucleus; P-body; adherens junction
Molecular function (GO): transcription corepressor activity
Source: RefSeq, a predicted model, not a curated record
GAGCGCCCGGCGCCCGGGACGUGCCUGCGCCUCCGGCCGCCGCGCCUCUGCCGCGGCCGGUCCGGCGGCCUCCACCCUCUCCCGCCGAGCCGGCUUCACUCCGGCUCCCUCCAGAGGCUGCGCUCGUCGUCCCGUUUCGGACUUUGAUUGCUUACGGAGGGGAUUUGUCUUCUUCUAUUUCUUUUUCCUUUUACGAUUUGAAAAGGAGAAAAGAACGCACGGCAAGCUGGGACGGUGAAGCGCCACCAGCUGCCCCCACGUGGACACCUCCAAGGCGAAAGGGAGUUGGACGCACACUUGGGCCGGCCGGCCUUGAGGCCUCCACUUCGGCCGGACUCCCAGGCCUGGGGUCAUGACUCUCAGGCCCGGCAGGUGGAAGGCGUUGACUGUCCUGGGCUGGACCUGAGCCGCGGCCCCCACUGCAACAACCCGCACCCCCGCCCCGAGCUCACCGACACACCGGCCACCUGGGCUAGGUUCUGACUCGCGCCUGCGACAUGGAUAAGUACGGCGACCUGGGCCUGGAGGCCAGCAAAUUCAUUGAGGACCUGAACAUGUACGAGGCCUCCAAGGAUGGACUCUUCCGAGUGGACAAGGGGGCAGGCAACAACCCUGAGUUUGAGGAAACGCGCAGGGUGUUUGCCACCAAGAUGGCCAAGAUCCACCGCCAGCAGCAGCAACAGCUUCUGCAGGACGAGACCUUGCCCAGGGGGGUCAGAGGUCCGGUCAACGGCGGGGGCCCCCCAGGCCCACAGGUCCGACGGGAUGCCGCUGUGGGCCACAAGCUGACCCCGGAUGGUGCUACCAAGCCCCCUCUCGCUGCCUCGACAGCGGGUCCUGGGACGGCCACCGCCGUCGCCUCUGGGCAGCCCUUGUAUCCACCCCAGGACCAGAGGGCCAGGCCGUAUGUCCGCAGCGGAAGCCACGGCAGCCAGGACUGUGGCUCCAGGGAGAGCCUGGCACGCUGGGAGAUGUCUGCUUUCCGCCAGCCCGGCCCCUGCGAGGAUCCUUCCUGCCUCACCCACGGAGACUAUUAUGACAACCUCUCUUUGGCGAGCCCAAAGUGGGCUGAUGAACCGGGAGUGUCCCCCAGCAUCAGGGUGGGCGUCGGGAGUGGGUGGCCUGGCACCCCAGGGAUUACUGAAGCACCGCUGUCCAAACCCUCCGGGGAUCAUCCCCUGUACCAGCCUCAGCUGGCCCCAAACUCCAGCCAGUCGUCAGAGACCGGCCAGGAUGGCGGUGUUGGUGGCCGCGGCUGUGAGAAGCCAGCCGGGCUUUGGACUACCGCCUCUUCCCAGCGGGUGAGCCCCGGCCUUUCUUCCCCCGGCCCGGAGAACGGGGCCCUCAGGGGGCCCACUCAGCCCAGGACCCCUUCUUUCUUGGCACCCUUGGCCCAGAGCUGCCCCAGCCAAGGAGCUCUUCCCAGAACAAACUUGGGCGUGGGGAGCGAGGUAUCGGGCACCACGCCCAAACCCACUGUGGACCCUCAAGCCUGGUUCCAAGAUGGACCCAAGUCUUACCUUUCUAGUUCCUCCCCAUCAUCCUCACCAGCCAGCGUGGAUGGUUUGCCGUCGGGUGCGGCCCCUGGACUGGGUCCCAAGCCUGUCUGCACGGACCCUGGCGUUGGUCCCAAGCUCAGCCCCACCAGCCUUGUCCAUCCGGUGAUGUCCACCCCGCCUGAGUUAUCUUGUAAAGAAGGCCCCUCCGGCUGGUCAUCUGAUGGCAGCCUGGGGCCUGGGCUCCGGGAGAGCCCCAGUCCCCCCAGGGUGAGGCUGCCCUGCCAGACCCUCAUCCCGGGCCCCGAGCUUGGGCCCUCAGCCGCCGAACUGAAGUUAGAAGCCCUCACUCAGCGUCUGGAGCGUGAGAUGGAUGGUCACCCGAAGGCCGAUUACUUUGGAGCCUGUGUGAAAUGCAGCAAAGGGGUGUUCGGGGCCGGCCAGGCCUGCCAGGCCAUGGGGAACCUCUACCACGAUGCGUGCUUCACCUGUGCGGCCUGCAGCCGGAAGCUGAGAGGAAAAGCCUUUUAUUUUGUCAACGGCAAAGUGUUUUGCGAGGAGGACUUCCUGUACUCCGGGUUCCAGCAAUCUGCCGACAGGUGUUUCCUUUGUGGACAUCUGAUCAUGGAUAUGAUCCUGCAGGCCCUCGGGAAGUCCUACCACCCCGGCUGCUUCCGCUGCGUCAUCUGCAACGAGUGCCUGGACGGGGUGCCCUUCACCGUGGACUCCGAGAACAAGAUCUACUGUGUCCGAGAUUACCACAAGGUGCUGGCCCCCAAGUGUGCAGCCUGUGGGCUUCCCAUCCUUCCACCUGAGGGCUCAGAUGAGACCAUCCGCGUCGUGUCCAUGGACAGAGACUUCCACGUGGAGUGCUACCACUGCGAGGACUGCGGCCUGGAACUCAACGACGAAGACGGCCACCGCUGCUACCCCCUGGAAGACCACCUGUUCUGUCACUCCUGCCACGUCAAGAGACUGGAGAAGAGCCCCUCCCCUGCAGCUCUCCACCAGCAUCGCUUCUAGCCGGAGCCUCUUCCAGACCUCGCGUUGGCGACCAGCAGCCAGCGUCGCAAAGCCAGACAUCUGCCUGCUAAUUCCAGUGGCCCCACGGGGUGGUCGUGGGGGUGGGGGGGUGGGGAGGGGGGCCAGGCAGGUAAGUUUCUGUAUACGCGCGGGGCGCCGUUCCUUCAACCUCCCUGUCUGGUAGGUGUUACUUUCCAAGUGCCUUUCUCCGCCGCCCCGCCCUCAUUGGAUUACUCAGGAAGAUACUCUAGCAGGUGCAUGGCGUGUGACACCCCAAGGAGCCCUCUGGGCCCCUCUGGGAACAGCUCGUGCUUUAGAGGGAAAAGUUUGCGCUGAGCGUACUUCUCGGUGUCCUCUGAGGAGGGCUCAGCUGCCAAUACCUUCAGCCCCUCCCUGUCCCUUUAGGAAAGCACCCGCACCAGACAUUACCCCCGGUGCCCCCCCCCCCCCACGCACACGACAUGAUUUGAGACUGCACCCUCGACACGCACAUGCAGCAUUAUGGGAGACGUCUCUCCGCCCCAGAGACUCCUCUCUUCUGUCGGAUGGCUGCAGAUUUUAACUGCAUCGUGGCAAGAGGGGAGCUGUGCCCGUGCUCUGUGUCCGAGGAAGAACUGCUUGGUAAACCGGAGCCGAGUUGUGGACUGAGCGAGCCGGGGUUUCCUCCUCGUACGCUGACAACGUCUUGCCUGCUCCUGCAAAUCUUCACUCCCUGACAGGCAGCUGGGAGCCCGGGCGGAGGUUUGCCCCGUUCGAUAGCGAGGCGUGUUUGGGACGAGAACUUGGGUGUGGGUACCAGGCGUCCUUUGCCCUCCUGUUUGCACCGUCCUCCUCUGGAGCUCUCGAGAGUCUGGGACUUUGGAGUCGCUCCCACAGAGGCAAGUCUCAGGAUCCCGUGUGGGGACAUCUCUGUGCCUGUCGUAGCUUAUCUAACCACGGGCUUUGGGGAAGCCUUGCCCAUGUGCUGAGAGCUGGCGCAUACACGAGGAGACUGUGUGUGUGUGUGUGUGUGUGUGUGUGUGUGUGUGACAGUGACAUCUCCAGCAGCACGAGACGGAGAGCCUCAGGAAAAAUCACCAUGUUCGUUUUCCACUGUGUCUCGUCUGUCUCUGGCCCAGUGCUUGGCUCGGGCGUGGCCUGCGAAGAAACCCGCAGAAGGUA